AUGAGACUGCCUCUGGAAAAGACAGUGACCUUCCUCAAAGACAGUGGCCUAUCCCUUCUCCCUGCCGACAAGGAAGGAGGCUUUGCGGUUCUACCCAAAGGCGAGUACCUGACCAAGGCCCAAGAAGCCAUCGGUUCAUCAUUCGAUAAGUGCAGCAACGUGUGCCUAAGCAAGCAACAGUUUAUCCAAGAUAACGUGGCCAUUGAGACUGAAACAGGAGAUGACCAUCUCAUGAAGGUUUUGGGCGUGCCGUGGGAGCAUAAAGGCGAUACCACCGCAUUGACAGUGCGCAACGCAGCCUCCUUUGCCACAAACAGUCCGGCCACCAAGCGCACGAUCCUUCAAACUGUAGCUAGAGUUUACGAUCCGCUCGGUUAUCUUUCCCCCUUCACCGUGAAAGGGAAGCUAAUUUUCCAAGACCUGUGGAAGCGGAAGCACUCCUGGGAUGACACGCUGCCAGAUGAAGUACAAGCUGCAUGGAACGCGUGGUGCGCCGAGUUACCAGAGGUCCAGGCACAGAUUCCUCGCUACGUGUUUCUGCACGACAGUAGCGUGGAGCUGGCAUUUGAACUGCACAUAUUUACUGAUGCCAGUCCUAAGGCUUAUGGUGCGUGUAUCUACGUUCGGGCGCUUUCUGCCGACGGGCCAUGCGUCACACGAUUGCUCAUCAGCCGAAGUCGCGUCGCUCCGCUCAAGACGAUGUCCCUGCCGCGACUGGAGCUGAUCGCCUGCGUUAGUGGAGCACGGCUAGCGGAGUACGUGCGGUCCGUGCCACUUCUCCAGCAGGCAUCCGCUCGAUUUUGGACCGACUCCCUCGUCGCUCUUCACUGGAUCCGAGCAAAAACAAGAAAUCGAGAUCUCAUCAGCAAUCGUGUGGCCGAGAUAUCUAAGCUCACUAAUCCCGACACCUGGGCGCAUUGCAGCAGCGGCGAGAAUCCUGCCGAUCUACUCACCCGUGGCGUGUCUGCAAAGGCGCUUUUGGAGUCGGAUAAAUGGUGGCACGGUCCCCCUUGGAUCUCAACGCCAGGACCGAUUCCCAGUUUCAAGCUGGAUGACCUUCCGAACGACAGAGACAAUGAGCCUCUCUUUGAGACAGCCACGACGAUCUGUCCAUCGCUUGUUUCAUCGAGGACGUCAAUUGUGCGUGCGGAAGAUUUCAGCUCGCUCAACAGGCUUCUGCGCGUUACUGCUUUCGUACAGCGAUUCGUCCACAACGCUUCGAGAAGGAGCCCUCCCCGCGGUGGAACGCUCACGACUUUAGAACUUGAAGAAGCCGAGCGUUAUUGGCUUAGACUCGUACAAGACCAGUAUUUCAGAGCCGAAACACGAUUUCUUGAGAAAGGAAAAAAGCUGCCAUCAACAUCAUCGGUUCUUCGCCUGGCCCCAAUCCUGGAUACGAAUGGACUCCUCCGUGUCGGUGGGAGGCUUGACCUGCUUAACGCCAGUCCUGACAUCCGGCAUCCCAUUCUGUUGUCCGCCGAACACAAGUUCACCACCCUGAUUGUUCAAGCUGCUCAUGCCCGCACUCUUCAUGGUGGCAUCGAGCUCACCCUGACCGAACUCCGGUGUGCCAUUGAUGCUUUCGACACCUUUCUUAGAAGCAUUGAGCUCACACUCGCUGCCUCCAAGAUUGAAGCCCUCCUGUCAACCCUGGAGCUGCCGCCCGUUUUGAGGUCCCUCAACUUCCUCUCCGUUCCCGUCCCGCGGGGUAGGAGGGUCUGCUACCUCGGUGCAACUAUCGACCACCGCAUCAGCUGGCAGCCCGCUGUCAAGGAGCUUCGUUCGGUGCUCAAGUCCAGUCUGGCGUCAAUCUCCGCCACGAUCCAUUGCAACUGA
Rhipicephalus sanguineus (brown dog tick) is the source of this 1836-nucleotide messenger RNA. RefSeq lists its product as uncharacterized. NCBI's taxonomy places the organism in Eukaryota, Metazoa, Arthropoda, Arachnida, Ixodida, Ixodidae. The transcript has 3 exons. Bases 1 to 1836 code for a protein of 611 amino acids. The record is from RefSeq and is a predicted model, not a curated record.